This is a messenger RNA of Closterium sp. Naga37s-1, 915 nucleotides long. The record is from the annotation of a GenBank genome assembly. Lineage: Eukaryota; Viridiplantae; Streptophyta; Zygnematophyceae; Desmidiales; Closteriaceae.
AUGCCGCCCACCGCCGCAAUCUGCUUCCCCCUUCCGCUCCCGCGCACGCCCGGCGCAGCCUUUCCCCGCGCACUUCUCCCCACAACAGACUCGAAAUCUGAUCGCUCGCUCUACGUUUCCCAUUUCGACGUCACUCGGAAGCCCACUUACCAUCCCGCGCCUCAUUCUGCCUGCGCGUUGUGCUUUGGCGGGGGGAAUCCGAGGCGCGCCAAAGAGCCGCGCCCUCGAAGAAGCGCGCAUAACGGCGGAGUGAGGCAGGGAACACUCGGCGUGAGACCGGAGGGUCGGCGCAUCCCCCUUGCGCGCGGAGCAGCGGGAGAUGAAGGCGGAGCAGCGAGGGCGCAAGUAGAAGGCGCGGGCGGAGCUGCGGAGGCGUCCGAUGCGCGCGUGGCGCGAGUGAUGCGCGUUUUACGGGAGGACCUGCCGGUGCAGUACGAGCGAGACCUGGAUUGGUCCAUCUACGAUGCCAGCGUGGCAUUCGUGGAUCCUGUUAGCAGCAUGUUUGCAGCGCCCAAGGAACGGUUGCAACAUGGCCCCCGCUCUCGUGCACACAACUUCCAGACAUCGCGACGUAGCUUCCCUUCUCCUCUCACUCUCUUCACCCCUCCUCCCCCCCUCCUCCCCCUCUCCUCCCCCUCUCCUCCACCCCCACUUUCCUGUUCCCCUCUCCAGAUCCCUCCCGACGCGCUCACCUGCUCGCCCUUCUCCCCGCGCGCGGGGCUGGAGGGGCGCGUGGGGGAGGCGGUGUGUGCAGUGCGGAGUGUGUGGAGCACAAGGGGGCAGACUCGGUGGGGGAAGACACUUAGCAUCACUGGAGACGACGUCUUUCGCGUCAACAGCACUGGCAAGAUCAUCACACAUGAAUCAGCGUGGAAUGAAUCUCCAUCACAAGUAUGGGAGGCAUUCAGACUAUAG